AUGUGGAUUCGACCCUAUCUAAGUAGGCGUGACACUUUGGAUUCCGUAGACAAGGAAUUAAUGCUGGAUAAAUACUUAUUUAAAAAUUUUACAAAAAUGUCUAAGAGCUACUUCGAAUUUCUUGUGAACAGAAUUGGACCAAACAUACAAAGGCAAGAUACAAACAUGAGGAAUGCAAUACCUGUGACUACAAGAUUAGCAAUAACUCUACGGUAUUUAGCGACUGGAGAUUCUUUCAAGAGUUUAAUGUACCUUUUCAGAAUGACAGCUUAUUCAAUUUCAACUAUUGUCCCAGAGGUUUGUGAAGCCUUAAUAGAAGGCUUAAAGGAAUACAUAAAGAUGCCAUCACAAGCGACUGAAUGGAAACGAGUCGCAAAGAAUUUUGAAGACCGUUGGAAUUUUCCUCACUGUUUGGGUGCAAUGGAUGGCAAGCACAUUAGAACUAUUUGUCCACCCAACAGUGGUACUCAAUAUUUUAAUUAUAAGCAGUUUUUUAGCGUAGUGCUAUUCGCGGUAACAGACGCAAGGUACAAUUUUUUGUAUGUACAUGCUGAAGUUCAGGGAAGAAUAUCCGAUGUGGGAGUUUUUAGUCAUACGGCUUUUGGGCAAGCACUCCUGAACCAAAAUCGUGACAUACCACAUUGUGAACCCCUUCCGGGUCGAGAAGUAUCUACACCAUAUGUUUUCUUGGCAGAUGAUGCAUUUCCCUUAACCGAAAAUAUUUGCAAGCCCUAUACUGUAGAUUUGAACAUAGGAUCUCCUAAGCGAGUAUGUAACUACAGAAUAUCUAGAGCACGCCGAAUUGUGGAAAACUCAUUUGGAAUUUUGGCAUCCAUUUUUCGUAUACUACAUACUACUAUCAAUGUUGAGAUGAAAGAUGUACAAAAUAUAGUUAUGGCUUGUGCAUAUUUACAUAACUUUUUGCGACGAAAUACAAGAGCACAAGCUUUAUAUUCACCACCUGGGACCUUUGACAGGGAAGAUAUUGACCUUGGAACGGUGAUCCCAGGAUCAUGGCAAGCUGAUGGAGAGCGUUUAACAGAUUUAAGAGUAUUGGGAAGGAACUCAACAAUGAGAGCAAAAGCGAUUAGAGAUGAAUUUAUGCAUUAUUUUAUGACAGAGCGGGGACGAGUGGCAUGGCAGGACUAA
This is a messenger RNA of Parnassius mnemosyne (clouded apollo), 1149 nucleotides long. Lineage: Eukaryota; Metazoa; Arthropoda; Insecta; Lepidoptera; Papilionidae. The record is from the annotation of a GenBank genome assembly.